AUGGCCUUAAAAGGCGAAUCUGAGGUGCGCCAUCUACGUAAGGCAGCUGAAAAUGAAGUCGAGGAAAAGCUUGGUCAGUCGGCCAUUCACGAAGCCAAGCAAGCUUCAGACGAUGAACAUGCGCAGACCCUUCGGCAGGCACUCAGCGAGAACCGCAAGGCGGUGUUUUGGUCUGUUAUGAUAUCCAUGUCCAUUGUGAUGGAAGGAUACGACGUCAUCCUAAUCAACAACUUCUUUGCCUAUCCAGAGUUCCAAAAGAAAUAUGGCAGUUGGUAUGGCGAGGAAAUUGGCUAUCAGGUCUCUGGACCGUGGCAAACAGGUCUAACUAUGGCUUCCACGGUCGGUGCCAUCUUUGGCGGGUUGAUGAAUGGAUACUUCGCAUCCAAAUAUGGCUAUCGAUGGGUCAUGAUCGGCGCCAUGUUCUUCUUGAACUGCUUCAUCUUUGUGGUAUUCUUUGCGCACUCUGCCGCCAUGCUUCUAGUCGGGCAAAUUCUUUGCGGCCUUUCCUGGGGUGUUUUUGCAACGCUAAGUCCAGCUUAUGCUUCCGAAGUCUGUCCCACGAACCUUCGCGGUUACAUGACUACAUAUGUAAAUCUUUGCUGGGCAACAGGUCAGCUUAUUGCUGCUGGUGUUCUCCGCGGUUGUCUAAGCAUUGAAGGCGAGAUGGCUUACCGGAUCCCUUUCGCUAUUCAAUGGAAACCUCGUCACAAGCUCUGGCCUGUCCCUCUGAUGGUUGUUUCAUAUCUGGCACCUGAGAGUCCGUGGUAUCUAGUCCGAAAAGAUCGCCUCGAGGAUGCUAGACGGUCCAUCGAGCGGCUCAGUGGCGACAAGACUCAAGACCAAAUCAAUGCCCAGCUAGCAAUGAUGGUUCACACAACUAAGGUCGAAUCUGGCGUGACAAGAGGUGUGACAUAUCUUGAUUGCUUCAAGGGCAUUGAUCGUCGACGCACUGAAAUAUGCUGUGUUGCGUUUGCAGGCCAAGUCAUGUCUGGCAGCAGCUUCGCUUACACUCCGACGUACUUCUUCACUACCGCGGGAAUGAAGACUGCGAAUGCGUUCGAACUGAGUCUGGGAGCAAAGGGGAUGGCUUUCCUUGGGACCGUUCUAUCAUGGUGGCUCAUCACUCAUUGGGGACGACGUGCGAUUUAUGUUACUGGGAUUGGAGCCCUCACUGUUAUCCUGUUCAUUAUAGGCAUUCUUGACGUGUCCGCUGGUGAGAAGGGUCUUUGGCCAUCUGGCGGUCUUUGUGUCUUCUGGCUUUUUAUUUACUCUCUCACCAUUGGACCUAUUACUUAUAGCGUCAUCAGCGAGACGUCUUCGGUUCGGCUUCGUCCACUCACAGUCGUACUAUCGCGAAAUGCCUACCAGCUUGUCAAUAUUGUCUCACAAGUCCUACAGACUUACAUGAUGAACCCUACAGAGUGGAAUCUGAGAGGCAAGGCCGGCUUCUUCUGGGCGGGAACCGCCGGGAUCAUCUUCAUUUGGUCAUAUUUCCGGCUACCUGAGUGUAAAGGCCGUACGUACGAGGAGUUGGACAUGCUCUUUGCAAGAGGGAUCCCGGCUAGAGAAUUUUCAAAGGCUCACGUGGAUGCUUACGAGGAAGCUUCGGAUCAUGUCGAAGAUGUUAUGGAAGCAACACCACGGAAGCAGGACUCUUGA
Colletotrichum paranaense is the source of this 1659-nucleotide messenger RNA. RefSeq names its product general alpha-glucoside permease. Lineage: Eukaryota; Fungi; Ascomycota; Sordariomycetes; Glomerellales; Glomerellaceae. Gene Ontology annotation, cellular component: membrane. Gene Ontology annotation, biological process: transmembrane transport; carbohydrate transport. Bases 1 to 1659 code for a protein of 552 amino acids. Gene Ontology annotation, molecular function: carbohydrate:proton symporter activity. The transcript is spliced from 10 exons. The record is from RefSeq and is a predicted model, not a curated record.